UGUACCGCAUAGCUAAAGCUGUGAUCUUCAGCCUGUGAUUUUGUGGGUCUUCUGAUCUGCGAUGCUUCGAUUUUAGGGGACCUUUGUUGCGUUGCUUUGCUGGUGCUUUGUCCAAGUCAUCGUCGGUUUCUGAGAGAAAUGCAGGCUGUGAUUCAGAGUUGUAUUGAGGUGAUUUGGUAGUGGUUUGUUUGCUUGUUUGGUUUCGUCGUUGUAUAGAGGUGAAUGGAUUUUGUCUGCUACAAAAGGGUAAAAUAGUAAAUUCUCAAAAGAUGCCAUCUCCCUUCCCUUUUUCAGUCCAUUAUCUGCCCAAAAAUGGGGGGAAAGAUAUUGGCGGGCUGCAGGGAAUCCUUCUCCCCUCCACUUUCCAUUCCCUCCCAUUUUCCUUCCAAACCAAACAAUAGAAAACAGAUCCUUCCCUUCUACUUUCCUUCCUCUAUUUUUCAUCCUCCCUAUUUUCCCUCAUACCAAACAGGGGGUCAGUCUCUCUCUCUCGGAUGGCUGCAUCGACCAUCAUCACCAGCAAAUAUCGAGCAUCAUGGUCUCACAUCAUUCUCACCCAACUACGAGUCCAUUCCUCCUCCUCCUCCUCCUCCCCCUCCCCUCGACCAUUAUCCACUUUACACCAUUCUUUUCCGACCACCCCAAGGACAACUACCACAACCCACACUUGUCAUUUCCAAACUCUUCCCAUUUCCCAUUCCCACCUCCGCCGUGGAUUUCGUUUCCCUGGAAAUCGAUUUUUCUCCAUUUCUUCGGGAAAGCCAUCCAAGAGCUUCUCGCGGACGUGGAGAGGGAAAAGCAGAAGGAGAGAGAGGAGAGGAAAAGGGCGGGUUUAGAUACUGCCGAUAUCGACGCUGAGGAUGAUGAGGAUUACAUGGGUGUGGGCCCGAUCAUCGAGAAGCUCGAGAAGGAGAAGCUCAAAGACACCGACACCAACCUCCACUUGUACGAAGAGCCCACUGACUCGGACACUGACGACGACGAUGAACGCUUCACCACCGACUCCAUUAAGAAGCGAUCAGACGAGUUCGAGAAGAAGUUCAAGCGGCAUGAAGAGCUCCUCAAGAACUUCACCGAUGCUGAGGCCCUUGACGAUGCUUUCAAGUGGAUGAAUAAAAUUGAUAAGUUUGAGCAAAAGCAUUUCCGGCUCCGCCCGGAGUAUCUAGUUAUUGGUGAGUUGAUAAAUCGUUUGAAAGAAGCCACUGGCAAGGACAAAUUUCUGCUUCAACAUAAGCUAAACAGGGCCAUCAGAUUAGUUGAAUGGAAGGAAGCAUACGAUCCUAAUAAUCCCGCCAAUUAUGGAGUCAUUCAACAUGAACAAUUAGGGCCCUCUGUUGAUCUGCUGGAACAUGCCGGAUUUGAAAAGGAAAAGCAAAUCAUACAAGGUGCUGGACUUGAUGAGGAUGAUGAGGAGGAGUUCAAUGACAUGAAAGAGAAGGAUGAUAUAUUGUUGGAGAAACUCAACGCUAUUGACAAGAAACUAGAAGAGAAGCUGGCACAGUUGGAUCAUACGUUGGGAAGAAAGGAAAGCUUCUUGAGGAGGAGAUAA
Messenger RNA from Ilex paraguariensis (yerba mate), 1549 nucleotides. The record is from the annotation of a GenBank genome assembly. Lineage: Eukaryota; Viridiplantae; Streptophyta; Magnoliopsida; Aquifoliales; Aquifoliaceae.